Molecule: messenger RNA, 1473 nt
Organism: Akanthomyces muscarius
Lineage: Eukaryota; Fungi; Ascomycota; Sordariomycetes; Hypocreales; Cordycipitaceae
Exons: 6
Coding region: 1-1473 (490 amino acids)
Biological process (GO): intracellular glucose homeostasis; glucose 6-phosphate metabolic process; glycolytic process
Cellular component (GO): mitochondrion; cytosol
Molecular function (GO): mannokinase activity; glucokinase activity; fructokinase activity
Source: RefSeq, a predicted model, not a curated record
AUGGUUGGCCUAGGUCCUCGCGCUCCGCCCUCUAGAAAAGGGUCGAAAGCCGAUAUUCCCAAGAACACCAUGGAGGCGAUCCGCAAGAUCGAGGAGCUCUUCACGGUCGACACGGCCAAGCUCAAGGCCAUCACCGACCACUUCAUCUCUGAACUUGCCAAGGGCCUCAGCAAUGAGGGUGGCAGCAUCCCCAUGAACCCUACUUGGGUCAUGUCGUAUCCUGAUGGCAACGAGACGGGCACGUACCUCGCCCUCGACAUGGGCGGCACCAACCUUCGCGUCUGCCAAAUCACCCUCACCGACAAAAAGUCCGAGUUCGACAUUAUUCAGUCCAAGUACAAGAUGCCCGAGGAGCUCAAGACUGGCAAGAGCGAUGAGCUCUGGGAGUACAUUGCCGACUGUCUGCACCAGUUCCUCGAAACCCAUCAUGGUGACUGCAAGAACAUUGGAACGCUGCCUCUGGGCUUCACAUUUUCUUACCCGGCUACACAAAACUACAUUGACGAGGGUAUCCUGCAGCGAUGGACCAAGGGAUUUGACAUUGACGGCGUCGAGGGCCAAAAUGUCGUUCCCAUGUUCGAGGCUGCGCUCGCCAAGCGUGGCGUUCCUAUUCAACUGACUGCUCUGAUCAACGACACUACCGGAACGCUUAUGGCCUCGGCCUACACCGAUCCCCGCAUGAAGAUUGGCUGCAUCUUCGGUACCGGCUGCAACGCCGCGUAUGUCGAACAUUGCGGCUCGAUCCCCAAGCUUGCCAAGAUGGGCCUUCCUGACGACAUGGAGAUGGCCAUCAACUGCGAGUGGGGCGCUUUCGACAACGAGCACAAGAUCCUGCCGCGCACCAAGUACGACGUCACUAUUGAUGACGAGUCUCCUCGUCCUGGCCAGCAGGCGUUUGAGAAGAUGAUUGCAGGUCUUUACCUGGGUGAGAUUUUCCGUCUCGCCUUGUGUGAUCUGCAUGAUGAGAAGCAGAUCUUCGACGGUCAGGACAUUUCUUGUCUUCGCAAGGCCUACAGUCUGGACGCCUCGUUCCUUUCCGCUAUCGAAGAGGACCCCUUUGAGAACCUGCAGGAGACUCUGGACUUGUUUGCCAACAAGCUGCAGAUUCAGGUCACGGCUCCCGAGCUUGAGCUUAUCCGUCGCCUUGCCGAGCUCAUUGGCACCCGUGCCGCCCGACUCUCUGCCUGUGGUGUCGCUGCCAUUUGCAAGAAGAAGAACCUCAAAACCUGCCACGUUGGUGCCGACGGCUCCGUCUUCAACAAGUACCCUCACUUCAAGGCGCGUGGAGCGCAGGCUCUCAAGGAGAUUCUCGACUGGCCAGACAAAACGGACCCCAAGGCCGAGGACCCGGUUGAGAUUCUGGCUGCCGAAGACGGCAGUGGUGUCGGCGCUGCUCUGAUUGCCGCACUGACGCUGAAGCGUGCGCAGAACGGCAACAUGGCGGGUAUUCUUCACCCAGAGCGUUUCAAAUAG